Cucurbita moschata (crookneck pumpkin) is the source of this 1308-nucleotide messenger RNA. RefSeq lists its product as uncharacterized. The transcript has a single exon. The record is from RefSeq and is a predicted model, not a curated record. NCBI's taxonomy places the organism in Eukaryota, Viridiplantae, Streptophyta, Magnoliopsida, Cucurbitales, Cucurbitaceae. Bases 570 to 1121 code for a protein of 183 amino acids.
CGGUCUACCAAAGGGGUUCCAAGUUCAACGGUGGUUGGGUGUGGGUAUUUUAAGCGGGCUGGCCGAUGCCCCCUUCUCUCUCCCUUUGUCUUCCUCGUUUCGAUCCACUCGGAGGACACCUAAUCUGGUUCCACGCCUCUUAGCAAGUGGCUGUGCAGCUCCGAGACUCUCUUGCACGGCCUUUCCUUUCAUCCCUCUUUCUAUUUCCCACUUUUUACUUCACUUCACCGCUUUAGGUGUCUGCGUUCUUCCCAUUUCUUGAUCUUCCUUUCAUCGCCAUUCUUGGGCUCUUCUCUUUCUUGAAAUUCGUAUUUUCCGUUUCUGUUCAUUCUUUUUGUAGGUUUUUGGGCAUCUGGGUUCAUCGAUUUCUUCUGGGUUUUCUGUAUUCGUCUGUUUUUUUUGUGUUCUAUCUCUAGGGUUUUGAAUUUUUCAUUUCAGAAUGUUCUAAUCUUUUUUUGUUCCCCGCUUUUCUUUCUCUUGUAAUUCGAAAUUUGAAAUUGGUUUCUGGGUUUUGUUUAUUUCGCUCUGUUUUUCACUAUUUUACUUUGAGGAUUUUGAGUUCUAAGGCGAUGUCACAAGGCUUUGCGAUCGAGCUCUAUUUCGAUCCGGCGCUUGAAAAUCAAGUUCUCAAGGCUUGGAAUGUACUGGCUCGCCGUCAAAUUAGUACCCAACUCAUUGAAAUUGAAUCACGCCCUCACAUUACCCUCUUCUCCAGCCCUUUUCUUGAACCCACAAAAGUGGAAUCCAUCGUUAAAAAUUUCGCUUCUAAACAGGAACCCUUGCCAUUGUCCUUAUCGUCAAUUGGUAGCCUUCCCAGUGACAACAACGUUCUAUUUCUUGGUCCAGCACCUUCGAUUUCACUCCUCCAAUUCCAGUCCCAAUUGUGCGAAGCAAUGAGGAAAGAAGGAAUUGAAAUCGGGGAGGAAUAUCGUCCGGGCUCGUGGAUUCCCCAUUGCUCUGUUGCUCAGGAGGUGCCCAGGGCUCGAAUGGCUGAGGCAUUUUGUGUUCUAAGGGAUUUGAAGCUACCAGUUUCCGGGUACGCAAUUGAUAUUGGGUUGGUGGAAUUUUCCCCUGUUCGGGAGCUGUUCUCUUUUGUUCUUGGUAACACUGUCGAAGCUUGAAGCUUUGACGCCAAUAUUGUGCUUUAAUCUGAUAGCUCUUCCCUAUGAACUUGUAUAACCUUCAAUUGAUUCUAGCUGUUUUAGAGGUCCCAUUUAAACGCUAGAGCAUUUCAAAUAAGGAUGCAUUUUGUAUUUUGUGUUAUGAAUUUCAUCUUUUCUUCAUUAUCUUCAUAUUAAGGUUGAAUCU